AUGGCCGAAAGCGAUGCAUCGUACUUCAGUGGGCCGCUGCAGCUCAUCCAGAUCGAUGAUGAUGGCAAGUGCCACCUUCAGGAAAAUGCUGCGGCCAUCCUCAGUCAGAUCCCGGGGCGGCUUGCGAUUGUGGGCAUCGCUGGGCUCUACCGAACUGGCAAAUCAUUCCUAUUGAAUCGUCUGCUUGGCCUGCAGGCCGGUUUCGAGAUUGGUCCCACCAUCAACCCGUGCACGAAAGGUCUUUGGAUUUGGGGCCAGCCUGUGCAGCUGGCGCCGGACUACUUCUGUAUCCUCAUCGACACUGAGGGUUUGGGCUCCACUCAACGCACAGCAAGCUGCGACAUGCAGAUCUUGUCUCUAUGCAUCCUGCUCUCCUCGUACUUCAUCUACAAUUCCAUGGGCGCGAUAGAUGAGCAGGCCAUCGACGACUUGCACCUCGUGCUUCACUUGGCAAAGCAUAUCCACGUGAAGAGCCGCCGGCGCAACGAGGAAGAGAAGUCCGUGGACCUCGCCCAGUACUUUCCUCUAUUCCUCUGGGUUUUGCGAGACUUCCAUCUCCGUCUUGCCGAUGAGCGUCCUGGAACUGUUCCCACGCAGGAGUACCUUGAGCGAGCCCUGCAAUCUGUUCAAGGUCAAGACGACAAGAACAAGCUGCGAGACGUCAUCAAGGACCUCUUCCGGGAGCGUGACUGCGCCACAAUUGUACGGCCGGUAGCCGACGAGGCGGACCUUCGAAACAUUCAGAAGCUGCCCUACGAGUCUCUGCGGCCGGAAUUCCGCGUGCAGGUGGAAGCCUUCGUCAAGAAGGUGUAUAUGUUCCUGAAGCCAAAGAAGAUUGAUGGGCAGCUGGUGAAUGGGGCCAUGCUGGUGGAGCUGGCGGGCGAGUACUGCAAGGCCAUCAAUGGCAGCGUGGUUCCCACAAUCCAGUCUGCAUGGACCUCUGUGGUCCAGCAUCAACUGCGACUCUCGCUGCGGGAUGCUGUCCAGGUGUACCGCUCCAGGAUGAACGAGACAGCGAUGCAGCAUCUUCCUGUCUCAGACGAGAAGCCUCCCGGCUUAACAGCUGGAGUUUCCUGGGCUACUCGAAUAUUAACGGGCUGUGAAGUUUGGAGCCCUGGUCCAAGCCUUCCUGUCCCGGAAUCCCACUGCUUCUCGGGAUCUCGGGAAGGCAGGGAUAGGGGUGCAGCAGGCUGCGCGAGCUGCACAAGGAGGCGAAGGCGGAGGCUUUGA
This is a messenger RNA of Symbiodinium pilosum, 1230 nucleotides long. NCBI's taxonomy places the organism in Eukaryota, Dinophyceae, Suessiales, Symbiodiniaceae. The record is from the annotation of a GenBank genome assembly.